AAUGCACCCCGCUUCAAUGGCAGAACGCGGAUGAAUUUAAAGACAUCAAAUCAGAAUAAUCCUUUAUAAAACUUAAAAUUGACUGACGCAAACGUGAGUUCUUUAUGUUUUUAUUGAAAACAACAUAGUGCUGACGCCGUACGACAUCGGUUUUUCGCUUUCCAAAUAAGGCGUGCGCGUUCCCGCGGCAGGGUAAUAAAAUAUCACGGGGGAACCAAAUCUAGCACAACAGGGGAGAACCAAAUCAAGCACAACAGCACGGUAAACGUCACCGGACCUCUUAAAGGGACUGUAACUAUAAAGUGAAUCAGAACUGUAAAGAUGAACGGCAUAACAUUUAACAGAACACACAUAUGAUUAAGUGAAUUAUGUCAUCAGUAGAGAAAGCACUACAGUACCCACAUUUCUGACGUUUAACCGUCAAAGACGCCGUUUGAAAAGCUGUUGGGUUGCACAAUCUACAGUUAUUUCAAAGUUGUCGCUCCACUGACGACGUGACGUGCACACUCCUAACCAAUAGGUGGAGAAAUGCGCCACUUAAUUGUUUGCCAACCGCCUAAAAAAUAUCACAAAAGGAGGAAGAAGAAGCUGCCGGUUAGCUGCAAUAGCACCAGAAGCGCGUGUAGACAGAAAUACAGACAUGGCUUCUAUUGGUGUUUGUGGAAAGUGGAUGUUUCUAUCGUGUGGCACAAGAUUGAUAGCAGCUCACAUCAAGAAGGAUAGAGAGCCAUUUGUAUUUGAUUGUAGCACUGCCAAGAAAAAAGAAAAUGAUCCAAAGGCUUGCAUCAAUAGCCUUGGCGGUCCUAGUGGAAGUGACAUAAUAGUUUCCUUAGUUAUUUCACCAUCUGGAAAACUGGUGGCACUAAUUGAUGACUCUAAACGACUGGUCCUGUUUAAGAAUGAGCAUUCUUGGCAAUGGGCCAGCACCAGAUGGUUGGUGAGGAGGGGCACGUCCUUGGUGUUUAACAGGGCAGAAGACGAGGUCCUUGUGGCUGAUAAAUCGGGUGACGUUUAUUCCUUUUCGGUGAUGCAACCGGAGAAAGAAGGCGAGCUUAAGAUGGGCCACCUAUCCAUGAUCCUAGCUGUUACUGUGUCACUUGAUGAUAAGUAUAUCAUCACCUCUGACCGGGAUGAAAAAAUAAGAGUGAGUCACCGCUGUUCUCCGUACAACAUCCAGUCCUUCUGCCUAGGGCAUAAAGAGUUUGUCAGCUCACUACUGGUUCCUUCAGGUGAUCGGCACUGGUUGUUGUCCGGAUCAGGGGAUGGGACAAUGAAUCUGUGGAACUAUAAAAUUGGUCAGAAGCUCCAAAGUUGGAACUUGCACGACCUGGAGGAGAAACCGAAAUUGGAGAGUGAGCGGAAAGUAAUUGUUUGCCAUAUAACCAGUUCCUUUGAUGGGUGUCACAUAGCUGUGCAGUUUGACAGGAAACUGGAAGAGGAGGGUGUGGAAGAUGCCAUUGCUCUGCUCUGCAUUAUCCACCAGCAGGCCCUUUGCAGCAAGAUCUUGAGGUAUGACAAUGUGAUGUCUGACGUUGUGAAAAUCAUCAACCAUAGCAGAUCCUGGGCUUUAAAGCAUCGGCAGUUCCGCGAAUGUUUGGCGGAAAUAGAGUCAGAAUACGAGGACGUGCUCUACUUCACCGAGGAGCUGAAUGUACUGAACAAGAAGUUACAAGGUCAGGACCAGCUUGUCAGUGCUGCAUAUGACAAUGUCAGAGCAUUCUUCAAAACACUUGUGUUAUGGAAAGCCCAGCUUUUCCAGACAAACCUCUGCCCUUUCCCAGCAUGCAAGGCACUCAUGGAUUCAGGCACAACAUUCAGUGGUGAGAAGUAUGCUGAUACCAUUGGAAAGCUACAGGAAGAAUUUGAUCAGAGGUUUGCAGACUUCAAGACACACAGAGCCACUUUUCAGACUUUUGCUGACCCCUUCUCCUUUGAUGUGGAGGAUGCCCCCCUUGUCCUGCAGAUGGAGCUAAUUGACCUGCAGUGCCAUACUGACCUCAAAGCCAAAUUCAGGGAGCCUUUUUUGUGUGGAAUACUUGAUGUGGCCCAGCCUCACCCAGACUCUACCUCCAGCGGCCCCUAGAGUGGCGACAAUUCAAUUUUUCAUGCUGAACCAGGAGAAUAAUGAGAAGAAACUUGUACCACACAGCCGGCUUUCCCUGCCACACUGUCCACUUGACAUGACCUUUGAUCCAGAAGACCGUCUUUGGGUGCUCAUGGAU
Syngnathus typhle (broad-nosed pipefish) is the source of this 2222-nucleotide messenger RNA. It is a transcript of the gene wdr4, whose product is annotated as WD repeat domain 4. Gene Ontology annotation, biological process: RNA (guanine-N7)-methylation. NCBI's taxonomy places the organism in Eukaryota, Metazoa, Chordata, Actinopteri, Syngnathiformes, Syngnathidae. Gene Ontology annotation, cellular component: nucleus; tRNA methyltransferase complex; cytosol. Gene Ontology annotation, molecular function: tRNA (guanine(46)-N7)-methyltransferase activity; protein binding. Bases 641 to 2083 code for a protein of 480 amino acids. The record is from RefSeq and is a predicted model, not a curated record. The transcript has 12 exons.